UUGUCAUCGUACAUGUGUGUAUUCCCAGCUAUGAAUAGAUACAGGCUACAAGCUUGACACGAGGCGCGUCAUAAUAUGAGUCCAGGAUAAACAGCUUCGAGGUAGUUGAGAGCGCAAUGUACGUGAUGGCUUAAGUGUCUCCACACCUGAUUUCUUCGUCAAAUGGGAAAGUGUUCUGAUGGAAAACGUGGAAUUUGAAAACCAGACCGAAACACUGGACCACCAGGUCAUACUUCGUAAAAACUGGAUAUUCCUCAAGAACAAGCUAGAGCCUGAGAAGGUGCUGGACUACUUGUAUCAAGAUGGCGUCUUCUCGGAAGCAGAUCGUGACACUGUCUUAUCUAAGGCUCCCAGGUGGGAACGGUGUGACGCCCUGCUAGAUAUACUGAAGAAGAAGGGACAGGAUGCAUAUAAAACCUUUUGUGUCGCUCUAGAUAAAGAACAAAACUUUAUAAAAGAACACCUGGACAAAACCUCAGCUGAAUUAGGUUGUUUGGAUCUCCAGUAUGAAAGCAAGUUAGAAACGUCCAAAUAUCGGAUGAGACAAAGCAAAGGAUUUGAAGAAGAAAUUGCACGUUUACAGGAGGAAAACAAUGGAAAACAAAGUAAAAUAGAAGAGAAUGAAAGACGAAUAGCACUGCUUCGGGACACCGAAGACACACUAAGAACACAGAUGUCAUCAAAGGACGUCCUCUUCGUCUAUCUCAUUCAGGAAUAUAAGCUGAAGCUGAAAGAAAUGGAGAAAGCUAUAACAGACCCAGUGUGCUGGUUGCACGAUGCAGAUGGGAACACAGACAGAAUCCUCAUGUGCCCCUUGUUGGUAUUUGACAAGAUGGUAGUACCCCAUCCCAUCAACAACAACCAAACGCUGGACAUCCAUAAGGCCGCACCAAUACAGUUACAUCAUAUAACGGCAAACACUGAAAGUUUGGUGGAUCAGUCCGACUUAGACAUCUCCAUCACAUCUCCCACCUUGCCCCCAAGAAUGACCCAGGCCUUCCCAUUGCAACCAUUCAUCCCUUCACAAAGAGCACCACUUUACUGGGAAGCAGCACCGACGGUGCAUCUGCGAGAAAGACAGGUGUUCGCUCCUCCACUCCUGGAGAUAGGAAUGUGUGACGAAAAAGAGGUCUGCUGGGAAAGUGGUCCAUGUCACCAGCCACAUUCCUGGGGAAUCAGUGUUGAACUCUGUUCUAAGCACACGUUGAAAUACUGCACUGUGAUAUGGACUGAGGGCAAGCGUUUAGGCUGCCUUGAAGGGGCUUUGGACGGUACUCCUGGAUCAAGAGCCACUCUGCUGUAUGGUAUUGUGUUAGACGUGGAAAACAGCAGACUUGGACUCGUUGACUUCAGUAAAGCUGAAGUGUUGGGUACGUUUGAUGUGAGUUCUACAGAGUCACUGUGUCCUAUGUUCAAGGUAGGACAGUUCGUGGACAUGACUGUGAAAUCAGGGAGUCACAUUUCAUUGACCAAAGAAAAGCAGGGCCUAAUCCUACAGGCUUUGUCAUGUCUUUCAUCGUCGCCUACAUGAUGAAAAUUACGAUAAAUCUUGGGAAUUAAUGCCACGAAAUGCAAGUAUGACUGAACUGUGGCGGUAUUGUAUAACCUUGUGUAUGGAGGCCAGUUUGUCCAGAAGCUCCUCGCUUUCAUGUGUACAUACUAAGAAAAGACAUGUUAUCGUGACGCACUGCUGGACUACUAAUAUACCCUUUCCACGUUUCGUCAAAACCUUUCAUAGCACGUCAGUGCAAGAGACAAACCUGUCUUGAUAGUGGAAACAGAAUCAAUUGAGCGAAAAAAGUAAAAUCCAUGUAGCUAUAAACAUUAUAUGAAUCGAUCACUCAAAAUCAAAGAUUACGCCAAGUG
Molecule: messenger RNA, 1866 nt
Organism: Haliotis rubra (blacklip abalone)
Lineage: Eukaryota; Metazoa; Mollusca; Gastropoda; Lepetellida; Haliotidae
Exons: 7
Coding region: 179-1531 (450 amino acids)
Biological process (GO): regulation of apoptotic process
Molecular function (GO): protease binding; death domain binding
Source: RefSeq, a predicted model, not a curated record